CGAUUUCCGAUACACGACGAAGCUGACGUGUAAAGAUGGCGUCUACCGGCAACUAUUUCAUGUUUGCUGCACACAUUUUUGCAGUUUUCGUUGGAACAUGCAUGUGUCAGGAGAUGUGCCAGUCUUUAUUUGGUGGCCAAGUGUAUCCUCAAGAGACAUGUGGGGUGCAAUCCGGCCAGCGAAUCCUCGGCCACUCGUUGCACAUGAGUCAAGCGAUAAUUUCGAAGCCUGCCCCUGAUUGGAAUGGAACUGCUGUUGUGGAUGGAAAAUUUAAAGACAUAAAACUUGCUGAUUAUAAAGGCAAAUACCUGGUCCUGCUGUUCUAUCCAUUGGACUUCACGUUCAUCUGCCCAACAGAGGUGAUUGCCUUCAACGAAAGGCUGGAAGAGUUCAUGAAGAUCAACACUGAGGUUGUCGCGUGCUCAGUGGAUUCGCCCCAUACCCACUUGGCAUGGAUCAACACUCCACGAAAGAGUGGUGGGCUGGGAGCCAUGAAGUACCCUCUGCUGUCAGACAUCACUCAUAGAAUCUCCAAGGCUUAUGGGGUGUACCUGGAGGAACUUGGGCAUACACUCAGAGGCCUGUUCAUCAUAGACGGGAAGGGCAUCCUGCGUCAGAUCACCAUGAACGACCUGCCUGUGGGGCGCUCUGUAGAUGAGACGCUGAGACUCGUGCAGGCGUUCCAGUUCACGGACACGCAUGGGGAGGUCUGUCCGGCCAACUGGAAACCUGGCGCAGACACUAUUGUUCCGGACCAGAAUGAAAAGCUGAAAUACUUCGAGAAACACCCAUAAACAGUUUAUACUCUUGACUGUUAAAUUGCAUUUGAGUCAUUUUCAAUACAUUUCCAUUUUGGGGUAAUAAUUGAAUUGGAAUCUAUUUCCAUUGUCAAAUAUUAUUGUUGAAUAGGUCUCAUGCCUAACCUAUGCAAAAACUGUAGUUUUCGAUAAUAGUAUUUAGUUCAGGUUAUUUUAUCUAUAAAUGUACCAUAUGUGUUGGGGUUUUUUAAAUCAUGUUUUAUGAUUGUGUAAGUUUUUGAAUGUGUGUUAGUGAUUUUCGGUUGGCAGGUGUUGGUUUUUUUACUCACCUUUUUUCAAAAGAUUUUAAGAAAUCCACAUAGUAUUUAGCAGAAGGAAUAGAUAAUUUCAGCUAAUUUGCUGCUUCACGUGUUACUAUUUUGUGUGUUUAUUCUUAAUUGUUAAUAGCAGUAAACUUUAUUGAAAACUAACCAUUUAAUCUAGCUUCUAAAUGUGAAUAGUAGCAAUAUCAUGACAUCAAUUGUGAAUGAUUUGUAUGAUGUUAACUGUGCUACGAUUUUGACAGAUAUUGUUUACACCACGCUUUUAUUUUGUGUUUAAAAAUAAAAGUGAAUCUCUUU
This is a messenger RNA of Dreissena polymorpha, 1378 nucleotides long. Its product is annotated as peroxiredoxin-like. The transcript has 6 exons. Bases 36 to 794 code for a protein of 252 amino acids. The record is from RefSeq and is a predicted model, not a curated record. Gene Ontology annotation, biological process: cell redox homeostasis; cellular response to stress; response to oxidative stress. Gene Ontology annotation, molecular function: thioredoxin peroxidase activity. Lineage: Eukaryota; Metazoa; Mollusca; Bivalvia; Myida; Dreissenidae. Gene Ontology annotation, cellular component: cytosol; endoplasmic reticulum.